Molecule: messenger RNA, 2028 nt
Organism: Solea senegalensis (Senegalese sole)
Lineage: Eukaryota; Metazoa; Chordata; Actinopteri; Pleuronectiformes; Soleidae
Product: midnolin-A-like
Exons: 7
Coding region: 193-1506 (437 amino acids)
Cellular component (GO): nucleus
Molecular function (GO): protein binding
Source: RefSeq, a predicted model, not a curated record
AGUAGAGCUCCGUGUGUCACAGCCAAAGAGAGAGAGAGAGAAACCCCUGAUGCAGACUGCGCCGUAAUCUUAGUUUUUAACAUUCAAAGAUGAGGAAUGAGAAACAGAAGUAAAAGCAAAAACAGCCUCACAUCUCACCUGAACUGAUUCCGGCGACCACAGACUCGUUUUAGCUCACAGAAGGAGGCAGUCAUGGAGCAGCAGCAGCGGGAUCUCACCAUGAGUCUGUCCAUCACCUCGACCACCACCGGCGGCCCUGUGGAGCUCACUGUCCCCCGAGGGGAGACUGUUGACGGACUGAGGACACGUAUCUCCCAAAAACUCAGACUGCCACGAAACAGAACCGUGCUCCUGCACAAAGACCGGCAGCUGACUGCAGGCAAACUGCUGGAGCUGGGAGUGAAAGAUGGCAGCAAACUGACCCUGGUUCCUGUCAUUGAAGCCGGUUUAGUUUUCUCCAAUGCCAGAACUGAGAGGACGAUGAUGGACGUUUUGGAAAGUUUAACAGAAAGUCAGAUCAGUGACUUUCUGUCUGGGCAGUCACAUCUGACCAUCAGCUUGGGAAUCGGUGGUCACGUGAUGUACGUGCAGCUCCAGCUGUCAGCACAGGAUGUGAAGACGCUGCAGCAGAAUGGGGAUGUGAGACUUCGGAGCAGCAAAGUUCAAUCUGGGCCGCCAACAGCUGGCAGUGUGAUCCGCCCUGGCUCUGCCUCAGUCUCGUCCUCCACUGACAGCACAGGUUCCACUACCUCACCUGCUACCCAAACCUCUUCUCCGGUCCCAGGGUCUUAUGUCCCUGCAUCCCCAGUCCACCUCAACCCUCAACAACCCUUUGACUCCGCUUCCUCCUCCCACUCGUCCACCUCAGUGCCUUCUAUGAAGUGUCACCAACACUCAUCUCUACCUCACUCCUGUCACUCUGUACACACCUCUCUGUCUGGUUGUCCACAUCCCAGCUGUCCACGACAAGCAGCCACACCAGUCUGCUCACCUGCUCCCACUGGCUCCAGUGCCGGACCCCCAAGCCCUGUUCCAGCCUCAACUUUUGAAAAGAGUAAUGUUCAGGUGACAUCAACUGCAGAGCUGUGCAAGCCGCCAGGAGCUGUCAUAGAGAGUUUUGUGAGCCACUCUCCAGGUGUCUUCUCUGGGACAUUCUCUGGCACCCUGGCUCCUCACAGUCAGAGUGGCAUCAGCCACCCUCAACGUGGCAUCAGUAUCAUUCUCCAGAUUCUCAGCGACCUCCUCAGAGCUGCCUUUUACCACCAGGGGGCGCCACCCACACUUCCUGAACACCACUUCCCUGUGAGAAGGGAAGUGAACCCAGAGGAGGAAACCAGCAAAACCAGAAGCAAGGAGACCCUCCACUCGUCCACCGAGGAGGAUCAAACCUUGCAUUGUAAGUUGGAGCAUCUCCAGUCUUUGAUGCAUCAGCGUCGUCUUCGCAGACUAACGCGCUCACACCUCCCACAAACGUCUCACCCGUACCAACGUCAACAGCAUCUCUGACCCCUGAACCGAAAGUGUCCACUCGCUGUGACCGCGUCGACAGCCUGCUGAAGAGCAAAGGACCUUUAACUGAAAUCAAAAUGAAUUGUGAAACUGGUGAAAUAACUGUGGAGUUCACUGUGAGUCUCUUAAAGCUUCUUAGUGGGAGAUGAUUCGUUGGCAUUUUUUAUACUGUGAGUAUUUCUGAGGAAUGUAAGCAGAAACAGGUUCGAUGUCUCCCUGUGGUUGUAAUUGCCCUGAGCAUGUUAUUUCACAUAGGUCUGUCAGAGACAAUGGCUCAUUGUCACUACAUAUGUAGCAUAAACCACAGAAUACUGUUGUGAAAGUGUUUUAUGUUAUACGUCUGUGUUUGUACAAAAACCCUUGUUUUGUGUUUUAUGUAUCAAUGCCUUAACUAUACAUGUCUUGAAUGUAAUCUGUAUGUUUUGAUCUGUGUAGAGAAUGUCGCUUUAAAUUCAGUAGUAAAAAAGAUAUGCAAAGAAUAAAGGAAAUGUCAUCCAGUUACAGGCAUAUUUCAUGUCA